Molecule: messenger RNA, 2593 nt
Organism: Striga hermonthica
Lineage: Eukaryota; Viridiplantae; Streptophyta; Magnoliopsida; Lamiales; Orobanchaceae
Source: the annotation of a GenBank genome assembly
GAGCAGAUGAAGAUGAUGGUUCGCAGCAAGUUCCUUCCCCAGAGCUUUUGGGAUAGGAUGGAGCAUGAUUUCUAUCACUUACAGCAGGGCAGUUCUACAGUGGAUGAGUAUAUCCACACUUUCACUCGCAUGUGCCUUUUUGCGGGGGAUGCAUUGAACACCGAUGCCAAGAAAGCCCGCAAGUUUCUCAAGGGGCUCAACCAGAGGAUCCGUGAGCUGGUGGGAAGUCACGGACAGAUGUCCUAUGCUGAUACCGUGAGUCGAGCUCAGGAGGUCGAGAGCUGUCUCAUUCCAUUGGCUCCAGUCCCCUCUUACUACCAUGCCGCCCAGCCAUCUCAGGCCAUUGUCCAGCAUGCUCAGCCCAUCUCAGCUGUGCCGACCGGCUCUAGUUCGGGCAAGAGGAAAUCCAAUUAUCAGAACAAGAAAAAGGGCAAGAAGGGAAAUUUUGGCAGACGCGACGACCGACCCACUCAGGGUCAGCAGCCGAGGUGCCCUAAGUGCGGCAGGUUCCACACCGGGGAGUGCUUAGCAGACCAGCGAGCUUGUUACAACUGCAACCGUCCGGGCCAUUAUGCUAGUAUGUGCCCUGAGCCCAAGAGACAACAGCAUCAGCAGGCUCUUCCCCAGCAGCGACAGCAGCAGCUUCCCCCACCGCCACCUCAUCAGCAGCCUCCACCGUCCCAGCAGAGGGCUGGGGGUCAGGCCCGAGUCUACACCAUCACCCAUGACGAGGCUGCUCGCAACGCAGGUACUAUGUCAGGAAUGCUUUUGAUAUCCCAUGUGCUUGUUUUUGCUUUAUGUGAUACCGGUGCUACCCACUCCUUUAUAUCUUCUUGUUGCUUGGAGGCCUUGUCUCUUAGCACUGUGCAUGCUUGUGACCCUCUCGAGGUUAGUUUAGCCUCGGGAAAAAUUAUUAUCUCUGAUUCAUUGGUUCGCAAUCUUCCUAUCUGUAUCGGUGGUCGAAUUCUGGAAGCCAGCGUUUAUGUAAUUGAUAUGCGAGACUUCGACGUGAUCUUGGGCAUGGACUGGCUCACCCGUUACCGAGCCGAUAUUCGGUGCCAGGAGCGCGAAGUCACCCUUUAUCCCGUUUUCAAUCAGCCUGUUGUGUUCUUUGGGGUAAGUUCGAGGACUGUGCCUCGGGUCAUCUCUUCCAUGCAAGCUAGGAAGAGCCUUUCCAAAGGUAGCUGUCAAGGUUACCUUGUCUCCAUGGUAUCCAACGAUGUUGAUGAGCGCGUGCCCGAGAGAGUAUCUAUUGUUUGUGAGUUCUUUGAUGUUUUUCCUAAUGACUUACCUGGGGGACCGCCAGACCGUCAGGUGGAGUUCACUAUUGACCGAAUUCCAGGAGCUGGUCCCGUUUCUAAGGCCCCUUAUCGUAUGGCGCCGAAGGAGCUUCAAGAGCUCAAGGCCCCGAUCCAGGAGUUGCUCAAGCUCGGUUUCAUCCGUCCGAGUGUUUCGCCUUGGGGUGCGCCUGUCCUAUUCGUUAAGAAGAAAGACGGAUCUAUGCGCAUGUGUAUUGACUAUCGGGAGUUGAAUGCCCUUACAGUCAAGAACAAGUAUCCCCUUCCCCGUAUCGAGGACCUUUUCGACCAGCUGAGAGGAGCCAGCAUCUUCUCAAAGAUUGAUUUGCGUUCUGGCUAUCAUCAGCUGAAGAUCCGGGAGUCAGAUAUUUCCAAGACUGCUUUCCGUACCCGUUACGGCCACUAUGAGUUUGUAGUCAUGCCGUUCGGACUUAGCAAUGCCCCAGCCGUUUUCAUGGACCUUAUGAAUAGGGUCUUUCAUCCUUUCCUAGACCAGUUCGUCAUUGUGUUCAUCGAUGACAUUCUGGUCUAUUCCCGUGAUAUCGAUCAGCACAAGGAGCAUCUGAGGAUUGUGCUGGAGACUCUUCGUCGCGAGAAGUUGUAUGCUAAGUUCUCGAUGUGCGAGUUCUGGCUGAACCGUGUGGCAUUCCUUGGCCACAUUGUGACAGCUCGAGGCAUUGAGGUGGAUCCCAGCAAGAUUGAGGCUGUGAGUAAGUGGGAUACGCCAAGAAGUGCUGCAGAUGUUCGUAGUUUCCUGGGGUUAGCAGGAUACUACAGGAGGUUUAUCGAGGGCUUUUCGAAGAUAGCCCAACCACUGACCAACCUUACGAAGAAGGCCGUGAGGUUUGAUUGGAGUCCUCAGUGCGAGGAGAGUUUCCAGGAGUUGAAGAGGAGACUCACUACCGCACCAGUUCUAUCCAUUCCCGACCCUACUUUGGAGUUUACCAUCUAUAGUGAUGCUUCGAAGAUGGGCUUGGGUUGUGUUCUCAUGCAGCAAGGGAAGGUGGUGGCCUAUGCUUCGAGGCAGCUGAAGCCUCACGAUCAGAACUAUCCCACUCAUGAUCUUGAGUUAGCUGCAGUUGUCCACGCUUUGAAGAUUUGGCGGCACUACCUCUAUGGAGGCAAGUGUGAGAUCUUUACCGACCACAAGAGCCUGAAGUACAUUUUCACUCAGAAGGAGCUGAACAUGAGGCAGCGUAGGUGGUUGGAGCUGGUCAAGGACUACGACUGCACCAUUAGCUAUCACCCUGGGAAAGCUAACGUGGUUGCCGAUGCUCUUAGUCGGAGGAGUCAUG